This is a messenger RNA of Schistosoma turkestanicum, 3447 nucleotides long. The record is from the annotation of a GenBank genome assembly. NCBI's taxonomy places the organism in Eukaryota, Metazoa, Platyhelminthes, Trematoda, Strigeidida, Schistosomatidae.
AUGAAUGUUGUUGUUACGGGAGUUGGUGUCAAUUGUUGCCAAUUUAAAGAUGUUGUAUACUAUACUACUACUAAUACUACUAUUUACAUUACUACUACUACUACUACUACUACUACUACUACUACUACUACUACUACUACUACUACUACUAAUUCGACCAGAUCUAUCCGACGUAAUCGUCAAUAUACAUGUAAAAGUCGUGGUACAACUGUUGGCAAUAAAUCUAACAUUGUUGUAUGUCGUGUUGAUAAAUCACAUCGUAAUCAAUGUAGAGCAUGUCGUUUAACUAAAUGUCUUGAAGUUGGCAUGAAUAAAGAUGCUGUUCAACAUGAACGUGGACCAAGAAAUUCUACACUAAGACGACAAGUUGCCUUAUUUAUGUCCAACGAUCAACAAAUCUUACAUAAAACUCAUACAACAUCAUAUCAAUCUAAUCUAUAUUCUUCUAUGUCACAUUCUACAUCGCAUCCACAAACAUUUUCUAAAAAAAUUCAUCCAUUUCCAGUAUCACAGUUAAGACAGAAGACAAAUAACAACAAUUUAUUCGAUAUGACAUUUAGCACUACGUUGAAUACAAACAAAAUGAUUCAUGAUAAUAAUAUUAAUAAUAAUAGUAACAGUAAUAAACUUUAUUCAGAAAAUCCUUUAUCAAUGAAUAAUAUUCUCAAUUUAACAAAUCCUACAUUGAUGUGUUUAAAAUCUACUACGCCGACAACGAUGAAUGAAUCAUUGCCUUUAACAUUUCCUCCAUCGUCUUCUUCUGCUUCGUGUUUACUGUCAUCAACGUCGUUGUCAACGCCGCCAUCGUCGACGUCAUCGUCCACUUCCAGUGGUGGUGUUGGUGUUGGCAGUUGUCCCACUGUUACAUCGACAAUAUUCACAACCAGCUUGAAUCCUAACCAUGUCACCAAGAUUGAUAAUGAAAGAAAUCAUUUUGAAACAAUUCAACAUUUAUCAAACUCAUCAUCAUCAUCAUCAUCAUCUAUUUGUUCUACAAUCAAUAUAAAUAAUAAUAAUUAUUUAAAUUGUUUAAAUUAUCUACCGUCAAUGUUCAAUUUUUCAAAUCCAUUCAAUUUCAAUCAUAAUUAUUUAUCAACAUUAUCUAAAUGUACAGCACCAUUGGAUACUAUUACUACUACUACUAAUGGUAAUAUAAGUAGUAUGAGUAAUGCUUUUAUUGAUACUACUACAACGACGAGUACUACUACUACUACGGCUACUAUCAAUAACCAACCAAUGAAAAUUGAAACAUUGAACAUUGACAACUAUAAUAAUAAUUUAUCCGAAAAUCCAAACUUAAUCAAUAAACUGUCACUACCUGAUCACAAUCCUACGCAUGAUCAUCCUGAUCAUAAUGGGGAGGCUAAUGAUGACGGCGAUCAAGAUAGUGAUGUGACAAUAAUGUUUAGUCAACAAGCACCAAUGACCAUACCCUGUAACUCCUCCUCAUCAUCACUGACAACGACAACAACAGACACAUUGAAACCGUCUAAUUUAUCAACGCAUUCAACUAUCAAUAUUGAUCAUGAAGAUAAUGAUAUGAAUUUCAAUUUGAAUGAAACAUGGAAUAAAGCAUUAGCAUUCGCCAAAUUAUGUCUACCUGACUUGUUGACAUUGUCCAAUACAAACCAUUGUCAAGUCAAUGAUUAUAACUACCAACAGCAACCUCAACCUCAUCAGCAUCCUCAUCAUCAUCAACAACAAUAUUUAGAUUAUGCCAAAUCAUUGUUACAUUUUCAAUCGAUGUUGAAAUCUACCCAGACGAUGGAUUAUGAAAAAUCAAUAUUAUUAUGGUCAUGGUUGGGAGGAGCUGGAGGUGGAGGGUUAAACAACAGUCAUCAUCAACAUCAACUACUCACUGAUAAUCACGUGACGGCUAGUAAUCCUACUCACUUGAAACACAAUACUGAUAAUAAUAACCUUAUAACGAAUCAUACAAUCCCAUUGUUGACAUCUUCCAUAUCAAGUUCACCAAUGACAACUACAAUCUUGCCUCAACUAGCAUCGUCAUCAUCGUCAUCAUCCUCAUCAGCGUCAUAUGCUCAACAUUAUUAUUACCAAUAUUAUUAUUCAUCCUUGUUUAAUUUACCACAAAUGAUGUUAUUGAAUGAAAAUGAGCAAUUGAAAAAUUUAUAUCAUAAUGCAUGGUUUUUAAAUAAUGAUGAUGUUGAUCAGAUUGGAAUAGUGCAAAGGAAAUGUGAGUUUAUUUAUGAGAAAGAACAUCAUUUACACCACCACCAACAACAACAACAUCAACAUCAACAAUGUCAACCCUUACCUCCAUCAUAUUCAGAAGCUAUAAAAAAUCAAAUCUCUUUAUCAAAUGGAUUUUCAUUAUCAACAGUUAAUAAUAACAAUAAUAAUACUAGUGAUAAUUUAAACAAAACCACAAUAGGAACAACUAACGUUACAUGUCCAAUGUUUGAUCAAUUCAAUACUCCUCCUCCACCUCCUCCUCCUACUACUACUACUCCUAUAAUGAAUGGAUUUCUCACAUUUCCACCAUUCUCCUCUACUAUGUCUUCUUCAUUAACUGCUGGUAUUAAUUUGUCAAUAUUCAAUCCAAUGUUGAAUCUAACCACAUGUACACUACCAUCAGUAGCACCACUAGCCACCACAACAACAACACCAACAUCGUCAUCAUCAUCAAAUUCAACAUUGAACAUUGUUCAAUUUUAUUCAAGUCAAUUAUUAUUUCAGCUAAUUCAUUGGUUAUGUUAUUACAGGCCAGAUUUAAAAUUAAAACAAUAUUUUCAUUGUUCUAUUGAUAAAUUCACUAUUGUACAUUCAAUGUGUCAACAAUGGGAUUAUUUAUUAGGUGUAACGUUAUUUUUAGAAUUUUAUAAAAUGUCAUUGAAUAUUGAAAAGAACGAUACUACUACUAUUACUACUAAUAUUAAUAAUGACGGUACAGAUGAAAUCAUUACAAAUCAAUCAUUGAUUUUCAAUAAAAUGCAUUAUUUUUGGUUAGAAUUUGUAUGUAAACCAUUAGUUACAUUAUGGAGUAAUAGUAGUAGUAGUAAUAUGAAAGAAUUAGAUACUGAUUUACUAACAAACUUAUCAGAAUGCAAUUCAAUUAUUCAAUUAUUUUCUGAAAUCAUUGUUUUAAAAUUAAAUGACGAAGAAAUUGAUUGGUUGAAAAUGAUGAUAUUAUUUAGUUCAACAUCAGAUAUUACACUGAUUGAUUCAAUUCAACAUCCACAAAAUUAUGUAUUAAACUAUUAUCAAACUAUUUUAAAAGGUUGCCCAUUACGUCAACGACAAAUAAUGCAUUUCAUUGAAACAAUUCUAUCAUGUAUUAAUUUACAAUUUAAUUUACCAUCAUCAUGGAUGAAAUAUUAUUAUACACAAUGUAUAUUUCAAUUGAAUAUUGAAAAAUUUGAUUUAAUUAUAAAAAAUAUGUUGUUGACAGCUUUAGAAACUACAGAAUUAAUGACAAUGAAAUAA